AUGGCUGCCGAUGCAAUUCCCAAACCUUAUUCGGCGACUCCAAUUCUACUACUGUCGAGUCUCUGCAUGGCGAUCUUGAAACCUUGGCCUUCUUUAUCAAGGAGAAUAUCUCCUGAGAUUCGAACAUUUUCAAUGAUCAAGUUUGCGGUUGAUGAAACACGGAUUCCAAAUUUGUCCUCCUUGUUGACACCCAAGCUAAAGCCCUCUGCAUCGUUGGGUACCAUGAACGCAGAUAUCCCUUUUUACAUGUUUCAUGCAAAUCUGAUAUUAGGUGAUGACGACGAAGCUACGAGUUGGAAGAAAACGGGGAACUUAUUUGAGACUCUUGUUAGUGGUGGCGAAGACACCUGCCACGCUGGCUUCGUAGGCAAUUGUAAUCCAAGCCUUUGUUCCAUUGAUAAUCCAGCCGUCUCCAUCUCUAGUGCCAGUCAUCGUUGCGGCACCAGCAUCGCUACCGUUGGCCGGCUCUGA
Cylindrotheca closterium is the source of this 471-nucleotide messenger RNA. The record is from the annotation of a GenBank genome assembly. NCBI's taxonomy places the organism in Eukaryota, Bacillariophyta, Bacillariophyceae, Bacillariales, Bacillariaceae.